CGGCGCGCGCUGUUUCCGGAAGUCGCCGCCGCGGUCUCCGCCGCUUCUGCCUUCGCUGCUGCUGCGGUCCCAGCGGAACUUUUCGUGUAGGACGGCCGAGGCGGGCCCAGGCGCGGCCGGGGUUCCGGCCACUCUGCAGAAUGGAGAUAAUCAGGAGCAAUUUUAAGAGUAAUCUUCAAAAAGUGUACCAGGCCAUAGAGGAGGCCGACUUCUUCGCCAUCGAUGGGGAGUUUUCAGGAAUCAGUGAUGGACCUUCAGUCACUGCAUUAACAAAUGGUUUUGACACUCCAGAAGAAAGGUAUCAGAAGCUUAAAAAACAUUCCAUGGACUUUUUGCUGUUUCAGUUUGGCCUUUGCACUUUUAAGUAUGACUACACAGAUUCAAAGUAUAUAACGAAGUCAUUUAACUUCUAUGUUUUCCCGAAACCCUUCAAUAGAUCCUCGCCAGAUGUCAAGUUUGUUUGUCAGAGCUCAAGCAUUGACUUUCUAGCAAGCCAAGGAUUUGAUUUUAAUAAAGUUUUUCGCAAUGGAAUUCCCUAUUUAAAUCAGGAAGAAGAAAGACAGUUAAGGGAGCAGUAUGAUGAAAAACGCCUACAGUCCAAUGGUGCAGGAACUCUGUCUUACGUAUCUCCCAACGUGUCAAAAUGUCCUGUGACGAUUCCUGAGGAUCAGAAGAAGUUUAUUGACCAAGUGGUAGAGAAAAUUGAAGAUUUAUUACAAAGUGAAGAAAACAAGAACUUGGAUUUAGAGCCAUGUACUGGGUUCCAAAGAAAACUAAUUUAUCAGACUUUGAGCUGGAAGUAUCCCAAAGGCAUUCACGUUGAGACUUUAGAAACUGAAAAGAAGGAGCGAUACAUCGUCAUCAGCAAAGUAGAUGAAGAGGAACGUAAAAGGAGGGAGCAGCAGAAACACGCUAAAGAACAGGAAGAACUGAAUGACGCUGUGGGAUUUUCUAGAGUUAUUCAUGCCAUUGCCAAUUCGGGAAAACUCGUCAUUGGACACAAUAUGCUCUUGGAUGUCAUGCACACGGUUCAUCAAUUCUACUGCCCUCUGCCUGCGGACUUAAAUGAGUUUAAGGAGAUGACAACAUGUGUUUUCCCCAGACUCUUGGAUACAAAAUUGAUGGCCAGCACACAACCUUUUAAGGAUAUCAUUAACAACACAUCUCUUGCAGAACUGGAAAAGCGGUUAAAAGAGACACCUUUCAACCCUCCUAAAGUUGAAAGUGCAGAAGGUUUUCCAAGUUACGACACAGCUACUGAACAACUCCACGAGGCAGGCUAUGAUGCUUAUAUCACAGGGCUGUGCUUCCUCUCCAUGGCGAACUACCUAGGUUCUUUUCUUAGCCCUCCAAAAAUUCACGUGUCUGCCAGAUCAAAACUCAUUGAACCUUUUUUUAACAAGUUAUUUCUUAUGAGAGUCAUGGAUAUCCCCUAUCUCAACUUGGAAGGACCAGACUUGCAACCAAAACGCGAUCAUGUUCUCCAUGUGACAUUCCCCAAAGAAUGGAAAACCAGCGACCUUUACCAGCUUUUUAGUGCCUUUGGUAACAUUCAGAUAUCCUGGAUUGAUGACACAUCAGCGUUUGUCUCUCUCAGCCAGCCCGAACAAGUGCAGAUUGCCGUCAAUACCAGCAAAUACGCGGAAAGCUAUCGGAUCCAGACCUAUGCUGACUACGUGGGAAAAAAACACGAGGAGAAGCAGAUCAAGAGAAAGUGGACAGAAGAUAGUUGGAAGGAGGUUGAGAGAAAGCGGUUAAACACUCAGUGCAUAUCCUAUGCUCUGCAGAAUCACUAUCACCACGCCAAUAGUCUUACCUCGACCAGCACGGUAGGAAAGAGAAAUCUGAGCCCCAGCCCAGCAGAAGCUGACUUGGAGACCAGAAUAUCAGGGGAGAUUUCUGACACUGAGCUGGAGCAGACAGGGUCCUGUGCAGAAUCCCUCUCCGAGGGAAGGAAAAAGGCCAAGAAAUUAAAAAGGAUGAAGAAGGAGCUUUCGCCAGCAGUCCCACUAAAAGAGAAAAACAUCUUGACAGCUUUUAAUUGAACCAGAGACCUGGAGAUAAUUGGGCUUUCUGGAGCAGCAUUCACUGAGUGAGACCUUCCAGCAGCGCAAAGCUGGGAGUUUAACGGGUCAUUCUUAGCUGCUUUGUGGUUAAGCAUUUAGUGCUAAUGUUGUCAGCAGGAUGUGGGUCGGGAUAUCAGGCUCUGAACCUGUGGAGUCAACCGACUUCGGUGACUUUCACGAGGUCCUGUAUCGAGGGAGAAUACAAAAGUCUUGACCCCACGAAGGGUCUGUGUUAAGCUCUGAAGGGUUCAGAGGAUUCCAGGAGCUGUGAAGGUUGGGGUGUGUGCGGCUACCCGGUCGGACACUUUGGUGCAGCCUGGGGAGGUCUGUCUUGUCCAGGCAGCUCCCAGCUCUCCUCCUGGAGAGAGUGUCUUGACAGGACCUCAGGUGAUUCACGAAGGUGUGUUGGGUGCCCAGCACUGUCAGCAAAGGCACACAAAGUGUAAAAGAAAGUGUUUAGUCUGUUAGGGAGCUUGCUAUUUUCCAAGGAGGAAGUUGCAAAAAGUAGGACCAUAGAAUAUUGUCUAUAGUAGCAGUCCUGGGACCAUUGGUGUUCAGUAAAUCCCACACAAAAUUGUCUUCUGUCUCAGUUAUACAUUUUAAUAUCUAAGAUACACAGGAGUUCACUAGACCCCUUUCCAGCUAACAAAAUGACUUAAAUUGCAAAAGGAAUGACUGUUUAUUUAUCACGUACCAAGCAUUGUGCCAGGAGCAUUCUUUACUGUCUGUUCCGUAUAAGAAGCUUAAAAAGUAUAGGUGUCAUUAUUUCCGAUUUCUAGAGAGGAAACAGGCUCAAAGAAUUACAAACUUGCAAAGCAAAAUAUAGCUGGAACUGGGGGCCGUGGGGAGGGCUCACACAUUGGACCACUCUGCAGUAUGUGAAAUCUACCCAAACUUUUUAGUUAUUUUGAGAGAGAGAGAGAGAAGGAGAGAGAGAGAGAGAAUGAGCAUGAGCAGGGGGAAGGGCAGAGAAGGAGAAUCCCAAGCAGGCUCCACGCUGUCAGUGCAGGGCCUGACACAGGCCUUGAACUCACGAACCGUGAGAGCAUGACCUGAGCCAAAAUCAAGAGUUGGAUGCUUUACCGGCUUAGCCACCCGGGUGCCCCAAAAUCUUACACAUAAUGUAGGUCCCUCCUUUCAGAUUUUUAAUGAUUAGCGUAGAUUGGUAGUGUUAUCUACUUUUCCUUGGGAGAAUUCCAGGUACAUCCUCCAUUGGCACAUAAAGGAACCCAGUUCCGCGUGUCGUCUAUGCUGGAAUAAAGUAUCCCUGGGAAAUGUUCUCCGGGCAGUGCUUAAUGGAUGCGUUUCCACAGCACACUUGUUCUCGAGGAUAAGUGAAUAGUGUCCCCCACUGUCCUGAUGCUGACAAGACUGGCCGUCCUCAAAAUACUGAUGGACCAGUACCCAGGGGUUCUCUCGGGUCCUGUGAGCGCACGGAGGAGUGCCCAGAGACACUCUCCCUGGUAAUCCUUUUCAUCAUAUGAUAGGCCGCUACAAGUCUAUGUUUAUUUUUUUUAAUUAUUUUUAAUGUUUUACUUAUUUUUGAGAGAGAGAGAAAGAGACAGAGUGUGAACGUGGGAGGAGCAGAGACAGAGGGAGACCUAGAAUCUGAAGCAAGCUCCAGGCUCUGGGCUCUCAGAACAGAGCCCCACUCGGGUCUUGAACUCACGAGCUGUGAGAUCAUGACCUGAGCCGAAGUCGGAUGCUCAACCGACUGAGCCACCCAGACACCCCAUUUCCUCCUUACAUUUAAAACACAACACAUUAGACCUUUAAAUGUUUACCAAGAACCAGCAGUUUCACUGGGGUCUUGACUAAUCUGUUGAACCUUUCAUGCUUAGACCCAUAAGGUUACAGCAUGGAAAAUGGAGGAUCUACUUGGAUGUCACUCAGUCUGCCUUUGCUGAGCACUCAGUCCAGGCUCAGGAGGUCCAGCCAAGGAGCUUUUUAAUUCCUCAAUGAAAAUGUGGUUGACGGACUCCGUGUGACCCAUGAGGUGUGUGCUGCUCAGUCCCCAUUCCUCAUGGCAGCCCGCCAGGGCUCCCCGUAAGCCACCCGGGAACCCUGCCUUCUCGGGGGUGGGAAACCGCCCCCUCACCAGGCACUUUGGAACGUUUCCCGGUUAAAAAUGUUUGUGUAACACCCCAAAGGAUCUUUCUGUAUACAGAAUUCCACUCUGCAGAAAAUGAUAUGAUGGCACUUUUCCAGGGUAUGUAGUUUUUUAGAUUCUGUUCUGGAUUCACCUGAGGGAAGAAAUCUCUUACCUCUCAGAAUUUCUCCCUGUCAGCUCCGUCAGGAGAAAGGUACACAAGCACCAACAGUCACCUGCUGUGUUGACCGCUUUUCAUUUUCUGUUGUGGUCUUGUUAAUAAAAAUCAUGUGCUCACUACGAAAAUCUGUAAAAUGAAGAAAAACGGAAAGAAAAUGAAGCCCCGUGGUUGCCUGAUACUCUGUUCAUAAGUGCUUUUAA
Molecule: messenger RNA, 4536 nt
Organism: Neofelis nebulosa (Clouded leopard)
Lineage: Eukaryota; Metazoa; Chordata; Mammalia; Carnivora; Felidae
Gene: PARN
Product: poly(A)-specific ribonuclease
Exons: 24
Coding region: 141-2045 (634 amino acids)
Biological process (GO): nuclear-transcribed mRNA poly(A) tail shortening
Cellular component (GO): cytoplasm; nucleus
Molecular function (GO): poly(A)-specific ribonuclease activity; RNA binding; metal ion binding
Source: RefSeq, a predicted model, not a curated record